Messenger RNA from Cladocopium goreaui, 638 nucleotides. Lineage: Eukaryota; Dinophyceae; Suessiales; Symbiodiniaceae. The record is from the annotation of a GenBank genome assembly.
GCCAAGUGACAGUACAAGAGGCUGGCCAUGACUUCGUCCGAUCUGAUCGACGUCGUGCAUCCCUGUGGCAAAGUUUGAAUAAGCCGAUGAAUGUGUGCGACAAGAUCGUGCUCUUCUUUGGCGCGUUGAUGAGCUCGUCCCUCUUUGCCUUUCAUCAUAUGAUCCCAAGCCCGUGGGAUUUGAUCUAUGUGGUGCUCGGCUGUCUCAUGAUGCCAGCCAUCUUCUUUCUGAUUUUGGUGCGGCACGUGCCUCACAAGAACGACGACAGGUACCACGUGAGCCGCGUCUGGGCGCGCGUGAUAUAUGGUGAAGAUGUAGAUCGACCCCUUGCCCUGUCACGUGUACGAAUCGCUGGCACUAAGGGUGGCAAGGGCAUGAUCCAGGACCAUGGGGCCACUGGUGAGCAGUGUCAUUGCAUGGGGAUCUGUGCAAGCUGCGUAUGUUGCCUCGCCGACUUCAACCGCGGCGAUGCUCUAGCUGUACUGCCCUGUGGGCACAUGUUCUGUGAGGCAUGUAUCGUGGGUUGGGCAUUCUCGGGUAGAGCCUCCUCGCGGUUGUGCCCAAUUUGCCGCAGUGAAGCUUGGGAGCCAACGGUCAAAAGAUCCUUAAGGAUGCUUUUUUGGGUUAAUGAAUGUUGA